Molecule: messenger RNA, 3135 nt
Organism: Cheilinus undulatus (humphead wrasse)
Lineage: Eukaryota; Metazoa; Chordata; Actinopteri; Labriformes; Labridae
Gene: msh2
Product: mutS homolog 2 (E. coli)
Exons: 16
Coding region: 22-2829 (935 amino acids)
Biological process (GO): mismatch repair; mitotic recombination; somatic recombination of immunoglobulin genes involved in immune response
Cellular component (GO): MutSalpha complex; nucleus
Molecular function (GO): ATP binding; ATP-dependent DNA damage sensor activity; mismatched DNA binding
Source: RefSeq, a predicted model, not a curated record
GAGGUGGCGGGAGAUUCCAGCAUGGCGGUGCAGCCGAAGCAGAAUCUGUCUAUGGACAGCGCAGCGGAGCAUGGCUUUCUAAACUUUAUAUUCUCCAUGCCGGAGAAACCGGACACAACUUUCAGGAUAUUUGACCGCAACGACUACUACACCGUUCACGGGAAAGACGCUAUAUUCGCGGCGAAGGAAGUUUUUAAGACGAAUGGGGUUAUCAAAUAUUUGGGCUCAGGGAGUCGUAAACUGGAAAGUGUGGUCCUGAGCAAGCUGAACUUUGAGGCCUUUGUCAGAGACCUGCUGCUGGUGAGACAAUACAGAGUGGAAGUGUACAAGAACCACAGCAAAAGCAGCAAGGAGCAUGACUGGAAGGUCGAGUACAAGGCCUCUCCAGGAAACUUGACUCAGUUUGAGGAGAUUCUGUUCGGUGGAGGAGCUGGAGCAGAGGGAUGUGCAGGAGUCGUAGCUGUGCGUUUCGCUACCGGAGCUGAUGGACAGCGCGUAGUCGGGGUCGGCUAUGUGGACGCAGCUCAGCGGAUGAUGGGAGUGUGCGAGUUCCCCGACAAUGAGAUCUUCUCGAACCUGGAGUCUCUACUUGUCCAAAUCAGCCCUAAAGAGUGUCUGUUAGCGCAGGGCGAAGGAAAUACAGAUGGCAGUAAACUACGAGAGGUGGUGCAGCGUGGUGGCAUGCUGGUCUCUGACAGGAAGAGAGCAGACUUCAGCAGUAAAGACAUGGUGCAGGAUCUUAACCGGCUGCUGAGGGCCAAGAGAGGAGAGACGGUUGCCAGCAACACGCUGCCUGAGCUUGACAAACAGGUGGCGAUGUCAUGCUUGGCCUGCGUUGUGCGUUUCCUCGAGCUUCUCUCUGACGAGUCAAACUUUAACUCGUUCAGUCUGACCUCUCUGGACCUCGGUCAGUACAUGAGACUUGACAACGCCGCAGUGAGGGCUCUGAACCUCUUCCAGGGAUCACCAGACGACACCAGUGGAGCUCACUCAUUGGCCGGUCUGUUGAAUAAGUGUCGUACGCCGCAGGGUCAGCGUCUGGUCAACCAGUGGAUCAAACAGCCACUCAUGGACAAAACUAAAAUAGAGGAAAGGUUGGACCUGGUGGAGAGCUUCGUGUGUGACUCGGAGCUGAGGCAGACCUGUCAGGAGGACCUGCUGCGAAGGUUUCCUGACCUUCACCGUCUGGCCAAGAAGUUCCACCGCCACUCUGCGACUCUGCAGGACUGUUACCGUGUUUACCAGGCGGUUAGCCACAUCCCCGCCCUCAAUGCAGCGCUGGAGAGAUACAACGGGAGCUACCAGGUUUUGUUGAUGGCAGAGUUCCUCUCUCCUCUCAGAGACCUGCAGACGGACUUUGUUAAAUAUCAAGAGAUGAUUGAAACCACUCUGGACAUGAACCAGAUUGACCACCAUGAGUUCCUGGUGAAGGCGUCAUUUGAUCCUGUGCUGAGUGAGCUGAGAGAAAAGAUGGAUGAUCUAGAGAAGAGCAUGCAGGCUGUCCUGAACAGUGCAGCCAGAGAACUGGGCCUAGAGGCCGGAAAAACGGUGAAGCUGGAGUCCAACGCCAUGCUGGGUUUUUACCUGAGAGUCACCUGCAAGGAGGAGAAGAGUCUGAGGAACAAUAAGAAGUUCACCACAUUGGACGUUCAGAAGAACGGAGUCCGCUUCACUAACAGUAAGCUGAGCUCCUUUAAUGAAGAGUACACAAAGAACAGGGAGGAGUACGAGGAGGCACAGAACGCCAUCGUCAAAGAGAUCAUCAACAUCUCCUCAGGUUACGUGGAUCCUCUGCAGACACUGGGCGACGUGAUCGCUCAGCUUGAUGCUGUGGUUAGUUUCGCAGUGGCGUCCGUCUCUGCCCCCGUGCCGUACGUCCGACCCUGUCUGCUGGCUGACGGCUCCAGACGGAUGGAGCUAAAGCAGGCGAGACAUCCCUGCAUGGAGACAGACGCAGACACCGCCUUCAUACCCAACGACAUCUCCUUCGUCCAGGGAGAGAAGAGCUUCUACAUUAUAACAGGACCAAACAUGGGUGGAAAGUCCACAUUUAUCCGGCAGGUGGGUGUGAUCGCUCUAAUGGCUCAGAUCGGCUGUUUUGUGCCGUGUGAGAUGGCGGAGCUGAGUGUGAUUGACAGCAUCCUGGCCCGGGUGGGAGCAGGUGACAGCCAGGUGAAGGGAGUGUCCACCUUUAUGUCCGAGAUGCUGGAGACAGCGGCCAUUCUCCGCUCUGCCUCAGAGAACUCACUCAUCAUUAUCGACGAGCUCGGCAGAGGAACGUCCACGUACGAUGGAUUCGGUCUGGCGUGGGCCAUCAGUGAACACAUCGCCUCUAAGAUCGGCUGCUUCUGCCUGUUUGCCACUCACUUCCACGAGCUGACGGCUCUCGCUGCUCAGCAGCCGUCAGUCCACAACCUGCACGUCACAGCACUGACGACACACAACACUCUGACCAUGCUGUACAGAGUCAAACCAGGUGUGUGUGAUCAGAGUUUUGGUAUCCAUGUUGCGGAGCUGGCCUGCUUCCCGCCGUCUGUUGUUGCCAUGGCGAAAGAGAAGGCGGACGAGCUGGAGGAGUUCCAGGAGACGGCCACAGAGAAGUCGGAGCAGGAUGAAGAACCCCAAGCCAAGAGACGACGAGAAGAGAAACAAGUGGGAGAAAGCCUGAUCCAUGACUUCCUGGAGGAGGUGAAGUCACUUCCUGCUGCGACCAUGAGUGAUGAGGAAGUGAAGGCGGCGCUCAGGAGGAUGAAGGCAGAACUCGUCGCCAAAAACAACGUUUAUAUCACAGAGAUUCUCGCACGCUGUGCCCAAACAAAAACAGCUUGAUCUCCACUCUCAGUAUUGUUCCUCUACUGUAGUUAACACACUAAAGCUCUUAUUGUAUAGUUUUUCCAAUAAAGGCGUAUUACUCCAUCAGCUCAGUAAGGCUUUUUCCAACAUAUACACUGAAAAUUGUAUUUUUCUACCAACUGUGCAGAACAAUAAGCUCUUCUAAUCAACAAUAUGCAUUUCAACUGGAAGUGAGGUCUUUCUGUACUUAUCAUAGUCUGCUGUUUCAACUGGUUUCCUUAAAACGACGAUCUUUUGUUAAAUUUCCUUGUACUGAAUUUCAAUAAAUCUACACUGCUAAUA